Molecule: messenger RNA, 1166 nt
Organism: Ricinus communis (castor bean)
Lineage: Eukaryota; Viridiplantae; Streptophyta; Magnoliopsida; Malpighiales; Euphorbiaceae
Exons: 8
Coding region: 276-758 (160 amino acids)
Source: RefSeq, a predicted model, not a curated record
ACGUGUUUAUAUGGGUUUUUGUUGGGCUAGUGACCCAAUUCAAUUCAAUUCAAAUGGCCUUUCUCUUUUCUUUUCAGCUGGUUUGAUCUUAUCGCAUACCUCAACAAAGCUUUUUUACUUCUCACAAACGCAGAGGCGCUGUUUGUUUGCUGGGAAAGAGAGAAAAUCCGAAGACCUUUUUUUUUUUAAAUAAAAUAAAAAUUCUUUAUAAAAGAAUACAACCAAAAGUUACCAAGGAUAAACUUAAAAGUGGAUCUAUUGCAUUGUUGUAUCAAAUGGAGGAGCAAUCAUUUCUUGAUAAAAUGAUCAAUCAUUUACGUGCCUCAUGCAAGUAUUAUACUGGAUAUCCUAAAGAUAUUGGAUCAUCGCGAGUUAUUCAUUUUACAUCAGAGCGCGAGUUUGUCCAACUUCUUCACGAAGGCCACCCUGUAGCUGUUGCUUUUACCAUCAGAGGUAAUUACACCAAGCAUCUUGACCGAGUACUAGAGGAAGCUGCUGCUGAGUUUUAUCCACAUGUAAAAUUUGUCCGUGUUGAAUGUCCAAAAUAUCCUGGUUUUUGCAUGACACGGCAGAGGAAGGAAUAUCCGUUUAUUGAAAUAUUCCACAGCCCUGAACACGCAGGUAAUCAAGGAAAGGUUAUUGAUCCUGGCAUCACAAAAUACUCAGUAAAAGUUCUACCUUUCAACUAUGACCUCAGUGCCUAUGGAUUCAGAGAAUUUUUUAAGCGCCACAAGAUACAAUCAUCAGAGCCAAAAUAAUUGCUUGGUUGGGAAGUGUUUGGAUUGCUAUGAAUGAUUAGCAAUGCAACUGAUCCAAGUUGAGGUGAUAAAGAGUGAACUAGUUAACUAGUUGUCCAGCUAGCUCAGCCUUUGGCCAUCCUCCUAAAAUACUAUCAGGGCAACCUCCACGUUCAUAUUGAUAUUGCUUUCAACAUGAACGCUCCUUCAUAGUCUGAGACUAGAGGAAAAUCCUGAACUGGUAGCACCAGACUUUGAUCUUGUGAGAUGAUAGAAAACAGAUUUACUGUUAAGAAAUUUUUUUAUUAUUUAUUUUCAGUUCACCAACUGUUAGAUGUGUAACAUAUCAGUUAAUUAAAACAAAGAUGAUAUAUGUCAAGCUUUCAUUGUUGAAAUAUAAAAUAUAGCUUAAAUUCUUCUCUCCUUUUA